Molecule: messenger RNA, 516 nt
Organism: Aureobasidium uvarum
Lineage: Eukaryota; Fungi; Ascomycota; Dothideomycetes; Dothideales; Saccotheciaceae
Source: the annotation of a GenBank genome assembly
CAAAUCAUGUCUACCAACGGAGACCACGAGAUGGCGGAUGCUGUUCCUGGCGCUGAUGUGGAUGGCGCCGAAGUCGAACUCGCCGAGCCCCAGCGCAUCAGAGUUGUAAGUGUUUAUCUAUUCUGUUUUUUCCAUAUAGAUUCUUUUUGGCCUACGAUGUCGGCCUGGAAAACGCUGCUACAAUAUAUCAUGAACAAACGAAAACGAGCAAAUCUGAUGAGACGCAGNCUUCCUGGAUCAACUGAUACUGCUGCUUCAUUCGAAUUCACCAAGGAAGACCACACUCUUGGAAACGCUCUACGAUACAUCAUCAUGAAGAACCCGGAUGUUGAAUUCUGCGGUUACUCGAUCCCCCAUCCUUCAGAAGCAAAGAUGAACCUGCGCAUUCAAACAUGGGACGAAGUCAACGUCUACGAUGUUCUGGAAAAGGGUCUCAAUGAUCUUAUGGAUCUCUGCGAUGUGGUGGUCGACAAGUUUACCGUGUCAAGAGAUGCAUUCAAUGCCAGCAAGGCAUGA